ACACCAAAGUAAAGUGCGAAGUUCCCGACCAGAAUGCAAAAAGUUGGAGCUAUGACCGGUCUACAACUUGGAUCUGUAACAAAUACAACCUUGAAGUCUGCAAAGUCGCAGGAUGAUGGACAUCGUCUGGACUUGCUGGGCAAUCUUGGAGCAAGUUUCCAGGACGAGGUACCAUCAUGUAGACGAUGUUUCUGUAUGCCCAGACAUGAUCGGCUCCUCUGAUCUUCCGAGACUUGUGAGGUUUGCAGAGUGGCGGAAGACUUUCAAUGCUUCCGUACAAGGUUUCUCCUCCUGCCUGUCUAGCAAGCAGGCUCAAGACAGGGUUGAACAACACCCGCUGGCUGUCGAAGAAAAUGGUCUGGAAUGAGAAGCUUCCAACCUCAUAGUUGAGCCGUGCGAGGGUGAGCAGACUCGUCUCUACCUCCUUGAGGAGACUCGCUGCCCGUUUGACGGUGAACACUUCUUCCUGAUCCUGAUCCAACAGCUCGGAGAGAGGCUGUCCUCCUUCGAGGACGCAUACGUAGCUUCCAUGCUCAUACGAGAGCUCGUUGACUGCGGCUGGGGGUACCAGGAGCAAGCUGGUGUCAGGACAGGGAGGAAGCACAGAUCAUGCUAUGCG
Guillardia theta CCMP2712 is the source of this 619-nucleotide messenger RNA. RefSeq lists its product as hypothetical. The record is from RefSeq and is a predicted model, not a curated record. Lineage: Eukaryota; Cryptophyceae; Pyrenomonadales; Geminigeraceae. Bases 113 to 367 code for a protein of 84 amino acids. The transcript has 6 exons.